Molecule: messenger RNA, 1620 nt
Organism: Miscanthus lutarioriparius
Lineage: Eukaryota; Viridiplantae; Streptophyta; Magnoliopsida; Poales; Poaceae
Source: the annotation of a GenBank genome assembly
AUGGCUCCACUACUACUUCAUGCUUCUGCCAUAAAUCACAGUGCCCAUCCAGGGCUUAGAAGCCAUAUAGGACCCAAUAAUGAGCAUAUGAUCUCACAGCACCUAUCUUCUUCAUCACAAAAUACUAAGCGAAGGUGCAACAUUAGACUUAGGUCACGAGCUCAAAGGAUAAGCAGUCAGCUUGGAGGCCAAAAGCUGAAGCACUGGGAAGUCCCUAAAAGGGACUGGUUCCCUCCUAGCAUUACUGGAAAUAGAGACUUUGCCGAGUGCAAAAUUAACUGUGGUUGGAAUGAAGAUGGAAAGGGGCCAAGCACUUGGGAUCACUUCUGCCACAAUUUUGCGGACGAUUGGAUAGCGGAUGGGAGCAAUGGGGAUGUUGCAGCGGAUUCCUACCAUCUCUACAGAGAGGAUGUGAGAUUGCUCAAGGAAAUGGGCAUGGACGCCUAUAGGUUCUCCAUCUCUUGGCCCAGAAUACUGCCAAAUGGGACGCUCGGAGACAUUAAUGAAAAAGGCAUCGACUACUACAAUAACCUGAUCGACUUGUUGAUAGACAACGGCAUAGAGCCAUAUGUAACACUUUUCCACUGGGACACGCCUCAAGCACUGGUUGAGGACUACGGCGGCUUCUUAGAUAAGAGAAUUAUAAAAGAUUACACAGACUUCGCUGGACUGUGCUUUGAACGAUUCGGUGACAGGCCGGGACUAAAAUGUCCCGACCCAAAUGGGAACUCAAUCAAAGAGCCAUACCUUGUUGGCCACAACAUUCUUCUAGCUCAUGCUGAGACUGUUCAUCUUUACAACAGGUUUCAUAGGGGUGAAAAGGGGCACAUAGGGCUUGCGCUUAACGUAAUGGGAAGUGUGCCAUAUGGAAGUACGUUUCUCGAUGAACAGGCCCAAGAAAGGUGUAUGGACUACAACCUAGGAUGGUACUUGGAGCCAGUGGUUCGUGGUGACUACCCCCACUCCAUGAGAUCAUUGGUGAGGGAUAGGCUACCCCACUUCAAAGAAAAAGAGCAAGAGAAGCUAGUGGGUUCCUAUGACAUGAUAGGGAUCAACUUCUACUCCUCAAGGUUCUCUAAGCACGUUGACAUGACACCAAAAUUCUCGCCAGUGCUCAACACAGAUGACGUCUGUGCCACUGAAGAAAUUAUAGGGCCUGACGGGAAUACUAUUGGUCCUGCUACCGGAAAUGCUUGGGUCUACAUGUACCCUAACGGCCUAAAGGAUAUCCUUAUGGUCAUGAAGAAGAAAUACGGAAAUCCACCAGUCUACAUCACUGAAAACGGGAUGGGGGAUAUUGACAAGGGCGAUCUAUCCAUGGAAGCUGCGUUGGACGACCACACAAGGCUAGAUUACCUUCAGCGCCACAUCGCAGUCCUUAAAGAUUCAAUAGAUUGCGGAGUGAACGUGCGUGGCCACUUCUCAUGGUCUCUGUUGGACAACUUUGAGUGGUCUAGCGGCUACACCGAGCGUUUCGGCAUCGUCUACGUCGAUCGUGAGAAUGGCUGCAAGCGCACCAUGAAGCGGUCAGCCAAGUGGUUGAGAGAGUUCAACGGAGCUGCAAAAAGGACUGGAAAGAAUAUUGUUACGCCAGAGCUUAGAACACUGGCUGAUGUUUAG